Messenger RNA from Physella acuta, 1071 nucleotides. RefSeq lists its product as uncharacterized. Gene Ontology annotation, molecular function: protein binding. The record is from RefSeq and is a predicted model, not a curated record. NCBI's taxonomy places the organism in Eukaryota, Metazoa, Mollusca, Gastropoda, Physidae.
CUUACUCACAACAAGCUUAUGUAGUUCAUGGUGACAGAAGAUAAGAAUUCUAAACAACAUCAUCAAACAGUUUAAAUCAUCAACACAAUGAAGCUGAGUGCUGUUUGUUUACUGCUUUGUAUCACACAAGUUGCCUUUUCUCAAGCUCCAGCAACGUGUAUCAGCAAAACUGCCGUAGAGUUUGACAACAACUGCUAUGAGCUUUUCACAACAAAUAAGUCUUGGCAUGAAGCAAAGGAAUACUGUUCGAAUUUCCGUGCAAAAAGGAUUCUGGCUAAAGUAUCUUCACCUUCCGUGUUGUGGUUUCUCAACAUGUUAAGAUCAAGUAAAACACAAGAAUUUGUUUGGCUUGGUGCUAAUGAUGAAUUACAAGAAGGUGAAUGGCUGUGGACAGAUGGUACAAAGGCUAAUCUAACAUCGAUGUGGUUUGAAAACGAACCCAACAACUUCGGCGGAAACGAAAACUGCCUUGAAAUGAUUAGUAACAGAAAGAUGAACGACGCCAAUUGUUUUGAAUCGCACUUUUUUAUUUGUAUGGAAGUUCAUGACUCGAAUUCACCUCGACCGACUGUGGUUAAUGCAGAGAAAGCAAAUGACAAAUUCGAACAAUCAGAAAAGGUCGCGUUUACAGUCGGGUUAUCAAAGCCGUUGGAUGUUCUGUUGAAAGAUGUCGUUGUCUAUAACAAAGUUGUAUCUAAUGUUAGAGACGACUAUAACAACAUUACUGGUGUUUUUAGAUGCAACAUUGCUGGGUUAUAUUUCUUCCAAAUCUACGGCGCUGCUAAUAAAGGAAAAGAACUGAGUUUGUCUUUUGUUAAAAACAAAACGAAAGUUGUGUCCCUGUACAGCAACACAAACCAAGAGUUGUCUCUCGCUGACUGUAAAGAUAGAUUUCAUAAAAUUGUUUUCUUAUCAGCCAACUCCGCAGUGUUGCUGUUGGAGGUUGGUCAUGAGGUCUUUGUUGAAGCUUCCAACUGUGGUAGUCUGUACGGAGAGGAGCAUCACGUGAUCAACACUUUCUCUGGUUUCCUGCUGAAGAAAGCGAUAAAACAUUUCGUGUCAUCUAAAUAA